AUGACCUCGCUCGCUCGUAACGGUUCGGUCCUUGUCGCCGAGAUCAAGGCCGCCCACCAUGCUCAGGAUGCCAACCUCAACGGUGCUGUUCCCGGCACUGCUACCGAUGGAGGUGCUGCUCCCGCUGUUGACCCUGCGCUUACCACUCCUCAGACCCACUCGCAGAUCGCCAACAGUCAGGCUGUUGAGACUUCUGCUUUGAACGCUGGUACUGGCGCUACUGCUGUUGGUCACCAGGCUGAUUCUUCCAUUGCUAGCGGCGGUGCUGUUUCCGAUGCUGCUGCUGACGGUGCUGCUGCUGGUCUCAUCCAGCCUCAGACUACUCCCAUCCAGCCUGGCGAGCGUGCUCUUCAGCCCUCUCACAUCAACACUGCUGUUCCUGCUGCUGGUGCCGGUGCCCCCGUUUCUGCUACUGGCUCGGCCAUCAGCGGGGGUGCUGUUGCACCAGGCACCGCUCCUGGUAGCUUCAUCAGUGCCACCUCCCCCGAUGCUCCUGCUCAGCAAGCUCCCGUCGCAGCUGCAGCUCAGCCCGCCCACCAGCAGCAACUCAACACUGUCACCCCUGCCGGUGCCGCCGCCGUCGUAGCCCACCCAGCCCCCACCUCGGUCGCCGCCGUCGAACCUCCUAAAUCGGCCCUCAGCCCCAAGGAGAUCAAGAAGAUGGACAAGCUCAUGAAAACCGAAGCGAAGAACGAACACAAAUCCCUCAAGCGUGCUAUCAAGGAUGCCACCUCUUCCGAAAAGCUCUUGCGCAAAUCGCGCGAUGCUGAAAGCCAGGCUCUCAAGCGCCACCAAAAGGCCCAGACCUACGAACACAAGGCUGCCAAGGCUCUCUCCAAGGCUAAGUCUGAGCAUGAGAAGUACGCUGCCGAAUUGGCCAAGGCUGUCGAGGAUUUGGACAUCAAGAAGCGUCACACCGAGAGCACUAGGGAAGGCUACGAGAAGGCCAAGAAGCACAUUGAUGAAUUGAGGAACCAGAAGACGGUGAAUGAUCAGGCCAGAUCGAGGCAGGCUGCUCAACUUCAUGGUCCUCGUUAA
Molecule: messenger RNA, 1038 nt
Organism: Ustilago hordei
Lineage: Eukaryota; Fungi; Basidiomycota; Ustilaginomycetes; Ustilaginales; Ustilaginaceae
Exons: 1
Coding region: 1-1038 (345 amino acids)
Source: RefSeq, a predicted model, not a curated record